Messenger RNA from Onychomys torridus (southern grasshopper mouse), 1845 nucleotides. RefSeq names its product regulator of microtubule dynamics 1 (gene Rmdn1). The record is from RefSeq and is a predicted model, not a curated record. Gene Ontology annotation, molecular function: microtubule binding. NCBI's taxonomy places the organism in Eukaryota, Metazoa, Chordata, Mammalia, Rodentia, Cricetidae. Bases 108 to 1040 code for a protein of 310 amino acids. The transcript has 10 exons. Gene Ontology annotation, cellular component: cytoplasm; spindle microtubule; mitotic spindle pole.
GUUGCUGGCCAGGAAGCUGGAGACCGGCGUUCCGGUCGUGCCUUUGGCCCCGCCCCGCUCGGUGGAGUCCUUGGGGCGCGCUCGGUCAGGCUGGUGAGCUGUCAGUCAUGGCGCUGUCCUCGCGGCUGUGGCGCCCUAUCGGCCUGCGGCGCGGAGCCGCCCAGAGCGUCUGUCAGCUGGCGAGGGCCUGGGGCAGCCGUGGGCACUGUGGCGCCCGGGGAUUCCUCGGCUCCGAGGUGAUAGGAAACACAAGACCUUUCAAGAGAGGCCUUUUGUUUUCAGCUUUGUCUUAUUUGGGCUUUGAAACCUACCAACUCAUUUCUCAGACUGCUGUGGUUCAUGCCACAGCCAAAGUUGAAGAAAUACUUGAGCAAGCAGACUACCUAUAUGAAAGUGGAGAAACAGAGAAGCUUUAUCAGUUGCUCACACAGUACAAAGAAAGUGAAGAUGCAGAGUUACUGUGGCGUUUGGCACGAGCAUCACGUGACAUAGCACAGCUUAGUAGGACUUCAGAAGAGGAAAAAAAAGCUUUGGUGUAUGAAGCCCUAGAGUAUGCAAAAAGAGCACUAGAGAAAAACGAGUCAAGUUUUGCUGCUCAUAAGUGGUAUGCAAUCUGCAUUAGUGAUGUUGGAGACUAUGAAGGCAUCAAGGUUAAGAUUGCAAAUGCCUACAUUAUCAAGGAACAUUUUGAGAAAGCCAUUGAGCUGAACCCUAAAGAUGCUACUUCAAUUCACCUUAUGGGUAUUUGGUGCUAUACAUUUGCUGAAAUGCCUUGGUAUCAAAGAAGAAUUGCUAAAGUGCUGUUUGCAAAUCCUCCUAGUUCCACCUAUGAGGAGGCUCUGAAAUACUUUCACAGGGCAGAACAAGUGGAUCCAAACUUCUACAGCAAAAACUUGCUGCUUUUAGGAAAGACAUACUUGAAGCUAAACAACAAAAAGCUUGCUGCUUUCUGGCUGGUAAAAGCCAAGGGUUAUCCAGCACACACAGAAGAAGAUAAACAGAUACAGACAGAAGCUGCUCAGUUGCUUACAGGUUUGUGACAAGAACUGAGAACUUUUUGGAGAAGGCAGCAAUGUACCUAAUACUUUGCACUUCAUUCAUUUAUAAAGAUGAUGCAUUAACCAUAAUGAUUCUGUGGGUUUUUUCCCCCAGUUCAUUGAUGUGUGACCAUUUUACACAAUAAGUGUACAAAAUUCUGGUUUUCUUCAUAAGUAAAUGGGUAAAAGAAACUGCCACAUUGCCUUAAGAGUGGCAGUAAUACACGUCUCUUGUUCAUACAGACAUUUUCAAUUUGGAACACCAACAGGAAAAAUGGUAUGGGAUAUAUAAGAAUUGCUCACAUCAAGAUGAGAGGUUUUUGAAAGAAACCUUUGUGAAUAGGUGGCAUAUGAGGGAAUGGUUUCCAUGUUGUAACUGACUGAAAGUUGGCUAUCUUAGAGAAAAGGAAAAACAGGAGUUAGGUGUUUAUGAUGUUGUAGGUUCCUAGCAUAAAGAACUUAAGUGAUGUGUCAUAGGAGACAGCCCAGAUAAAGAAAAAUACUGUGGAAUGAUUUUCCUUUUUAAAAUGUGUUAUAGCUUCAUGUAUGGGUUGAAUUUGUCACCUGACAAAUUGCAAUCCUUUAUAGAAUGGAGGGACACAGACUUCAGGGUGAGAAGGAAAUAGAUGUAUUUAACAGGCAAGGUGCUGUCACUUCAGUCUGAGGCACCACCACAGCAAACUUAACAUUUUGUAACACCUGAAACUUGAAUGCCACUUACACUAAAUAAAUGUGAGACUGUGUAUAAGUCUAUUUUCUCCAAAAGACAUGAGAAGUGUAAUGUUUUAAUAAAUUCCAGCAAAAUGUG